CACACACACACACACACACACUUUACUCGACAUUUACCUUCCUACAGCUCUCUAGGUUCCUCCUCACGUCUGGUGCUCGAGCAGAACUUUGAAUCAGUGAAAGUGGAUCUUCUUUUGUACUGAUCUGAUUCUUCACAACAAACACUCCACUAACGUAUUGUAUGUGUGUAUGAAGAGAUAUUUCUUCCAGCGCUGAUGAAUGUGGUACCUUCAGGCAUUUGGAAAUUGCUUCCAAGUAUGAACCAGACUUGUGGAGGUCCCAAAAAAAUUUCUGAGGUCUUGGCUGAUUUCUUUUGAUUUUCCCAUGAUGUCAAGCAAAGAGGCACUGAGUUUGAAGUCUGCAUGGACACACUAAUGGACUAAAGCUCUCACAGACGUACAUCCACCCUGUUUCUUUGAGCUCUGUAAAGUGAAUUGUGUUACUGAAGUGUGAAGAUGCUGCAGCAGAUCUUGACUGACAUGUACAUUGAACCAGAGCUGCUGGCCGAGCUGAAUGAAGAGCAGAAACAGGUUUUGUUUUUCAAGAUGAGAGAAGAACAGAUCAGGAGAUGGAGAGAGAGAGAGAUGCGACUGGAGAAAGGGGAGACUGCACACAUAAAAGUUUCACAGAAGUGUGUAUCAUGGAUGAAGGGUAUGGAUGAUGACGUGUGGGUUUGGGUGAUGGGAGAACAUCCUGAUGAUAAACCGUACGAUCAGAUCUGUGAUGAGAUCAUGACUGAGAGAGCAGCGCUGCAGGCCCAGAGAGAAGCCGAGCAGCUUAGGGCAAAGAAAGAGGCAGAGCUGGAGAAGCAGUUUUCAGGUGUCUAUCUGGAACAGAGGGAACAGGAAAUGGAGCAGGAGAAGAUCAGACAAGCUGCUGCUGAGGAACAAAGAAGAGCUGAGGAGGAACUCAUGAAACGGGAGGCGCAGGAGAGGAGUAAAGCAGAGGAGGAGCUGAGAGGGCUGGAGCAGGAGAGAAAGCAGCAGAUAUACAUGCAUCUGAAGGAGGUGCAGACCAGUAAACAGACUCAAGAGGAGGAGAGGCAGUGGCAGGAGACAUUGCAGAAGUCAAAAGCUGCAGACAUGCGCAGACGCUCCCUGGUCAAACAGACCAUCGAUGACCAUCGCAGACGAUCAGUCAAAGCUCUAGAGAGAGGUCGUGUGGCGGCCAUGACAAAGACCUUCUGUGGAGAAAAUCCAACCCCUCCCCCCAAACCCAAACCCAGAAACAUGGCAAUCAGCAACAAUGCCAUCACUCAGAAGCAAGAAUUGCGCCGCUCGUUGUCAACGUCUAGUCGAGAGCACAUCAUUCGCUGGUUCAAGGCGGAACAGCUGCCUAUCAGAGCAGGUUUCCAGCUUGACCAGAGCCGAAUUGCCCCCUGGUUCCACGGUAUAAUAUCUCGUGAGAAGGCAGAGGAACUGCUGAACGAGGGGGAGGCCGGUCACUUCCUGGUGCGUGUGAGCGAGAAAAUCUUUGGAUAUGUGCUUUCUUACCGAUCUAAAGAGGGAAUCAAGCACUUGCUCAUAGAUGCUUCAGAGAACUGCUACAUGCUGUUAGGAGACCACAUCAAAUUCACUACACUCACAGAACUGGUGGAAUAUCAUCAGGUGGAGCCACUGAGCCCAUCUGGAGGAGAGUAUCUACUGCACGCGUGUGGACAGAGAACAGGUGCUGCCGACUACACGGAUCUCUUCAGCUGAACAUGACAUCACUGUCAUGAACAAACAAGUUCACACUGUGAACAAAUGUACUGCAGGAGUCAUUGCACAAAAUUAUAAACUCUGAAUGCACAUAAUGAAUAAUCAUUGUACUAGAAUUGUGUUUACAGUUAUUGUCACAUUUCCAGAGGCACCCUAAUUAAUUGUAUUGAAUUUUAUUUGAAUCCAAUAAUAGAUUUUUCCAUGUUUAAAUAGCAUGUUUCUUUUUGUAAUAUGAUGAUUUUGCCUUUGAAGUGCUUUUCUCAAUAGAUUAUCAUUUUUCUUUUAAUAGAAUUGACAUUAUCUGGAUUACUAUAUACACACUUUACAUAAUUCACUCUGUUUAACACGGAGUGCAUUUACAUGCACAAUCUAACACCGGUUUUGAUUAAUAAGCCAAAAAAACGCUUUAAACGCAUGUAAACGCUUUAAACGCUUUUUACUUUGUCAGGAUAAGGACAUUAACAGUUUUUGCCCAUUUCUCGAUUUUACAUUUAACCGACUCAUCCAAUGUGCGCAUGUCUAUGUUUUGACGUCAAAAGCAGAGAAUAAUCAAUAAUCAAUGAUUUAGAGUCUCACGUAAACACAGUUUUCUUGCAUUGUUGCAUUCUUUGAGUAACAUUUUUGGUAGUUAUCAGUGUCUUGGUGUACAUGCAAAUGCACUCACUGUUUACUAUUUAACCCCAACAUACAUUUGAAAACACAUUUUUGGACUAUGCUGUUUUGUUCAUCUGAC
Messenger RNA from Myxocyprinus asiaticus (Chinese sucker), 2413 nucleotides. RefSeq names its product SH2 domain-containing protein 4A-like. NCBI's taxonomy places the organism in Eukaryota, Metazoa, Chordata, Actinopteri, Cypriniformes, Catostomidae. The coding region runs from base 436 to 1680 and encodes 414 amino acids. The transcript has 10 exons. Gene Ontology annotation, cellular component: cytoplasm. The record is from RefSeq and is a predicted model, not a curated record.